ACCAAUGGGAAGCCAACACGUAUUCAACGCCCCUAUGUAUUAUCGCCGGUGACGGUUCUCGUUCGAUUGCCGUGUUAGUUAAUUACUGCCGAUAGCAAUGAUCGUGAUGGAUUACACGGUGCGUCUGCUUUUAUCAAGCUUCGCAAUACUUUCGCUUCACAUAAACUGCAUUCAAGCCAAAGGGACUCAGCAUGUAACCUGCGGCUCUGUACUGAAGUUAAUGAAUGUAGACUACAAUGUGAGAUUACAUUCCCACGAGGUGAAGUACGGCAGUGGCAGUGGGCAGCAGUCGGUAACGGGUACCACUGCCAAGGAAGACGGCAAUUCCUACUGGCUCGUCAAAGCGGAGUCAGGAAAGCAGUGCCUGCGAGGGAGACCGAUUAGAUGCGGCGACACUAUCAGAUUGGAGCACAUCAUGACGAAGAAGAAUCUUCACUCGCAUCUCGUUAGCUCACCCCUGACCGCAAAGCAGGAGGUCUCCGCCUACGGGGAUCAGAACGGAGACGGCGAUACCGGCGAUAACUGGAUACUGAUAUGCAACAAUGAUUUCUGGGAGAGAGAUGAUACAAUUAUGUUGAAGCACGUCGACACCGAAAAAUUCCUGGCUGUCAGUGGUAGAACUUACGGUACUCCAAUCAGUGGUCAAAACGAAGUAGUAGGCGAAUAUUCUGCAAACAGUCCUCACACGCAGUGGUCGGUGAUGGAAGGGCUGUUUAUUCAUCCCAAUGACUUCAAGGCGCAGCAUAAUCAGCACACGGAAUUAUAAAGACAAUUUUUAUAACGGUAAUUUUAGUCUCCACGGCAUGUAUGUGUGCGUUGCGGAGAAUGCCUGAAUAAAUUAGGGAAAAGUGCAUCAUAUUACCAAAAAAAGGAUAUAAUUUAAAUGUCAUUAAAUGACGUUCUUCUCUCGAGCUCAAUUUAAGCAAACUGCGAUUUCAAAAUUUUCACGAUAUCAAUGUCGUAUUUUGUUUGAGAAAAACUUUACAGAAUUAAUUGCUUAAAGUUUGUGAAAUUAUAAUUAGAUUUCAGUUGUAAUUGAAAUUCAAUAUAAUCCUCAGCCUCCUGCUGUCACAUUUUGUGUUAUCAUUUAACACAUUUUAAAUUUUAAUGCUGGUAAUCAUAUAAAUAAAAUAAAAUAAUUGAAUAAAUUAAAAUCAUAGUUUACCAAAUAAUUUAGGAAGAUAACUACAUCAACUAUCGAACAUACAUAAAAAGCAAACCGAACCGAAUAAAACGUAUAUCCGAAAAUGAUCAAUAUGGGAACAAAAUAAACACAGGCGCAAUAAUACUUUUUUUUAUAUAGAAUAUCUACCUGAAAGGUAGAUAUUCACUUAUAUUAACUUAUAAUAAUUUAGCAACAAACGUUCUGAAUCGAACCUUAUAUAAGAAACAUGAGAAUUAAUUAUUUACACGGUCUCUGGAAAAUGAUCUCAUUAUAACAAUUAUACUUCCGUGAACCUAUUAUACGAUACUUCUACUAAUCACGUAUGAAAAGCGAUAUUCAAAAAGAGCUACUAGUUGUAAUUGCAAAGGUCACAAACAUUCGGAAAAAGGUUGUAACCCGUUAGAAAAUGAUACCUAUCUACCUAUAGACUAUUAAUAUCCUAGAAUAUUUGGUAAUUGUAAAAUGCGCUGAUAUCUGUGUUCUCUAUCUAUGUAUGAAUGCGUAUGUUGUACAUAUGACUGUAUUUAUUGCUACAUAAGUACAUAAUAAAAGAAAUGUAUAUGUUAAAUCUAA
Molecule: messenger RNA, 1738 nt
Organism: Wasmannia auropunctata (little fire ant)
Lineage: Eukaryota; Metazoa; Arthropoda; Insecta; Hymenoptera; Formicidae
Product: stromal cell-derived factor 2
Exons: 4
Coding region: 98-766 (222 amino acids)
Source: RefSeq, a predicted model, not a curated record